This is a messenger RNA of Pteronotus mesoamericanus, 1574 nucleotides long. RefSeq names its product glucagon like peptide 2 receptor (gene GLP2R). Gene Ontology annotation, biological process: cell surface receptor signaling pathway; adenylate cyclase-modulating G protein-coupled receptor signaling pathway. Gene Ontology annotation, cellular component: plasma membrane. The transcript has 13 exons. Bases 36 to 1574 code for a protein of 512 amino acids. The record is from RefSeq and is a predicted model, not a curated record. Gene Ontology annotation, molecular function: glucagon receptor activity; peptide hormone binding. NCBI's taxonomy places the organism in Eukaryota, Metazoa, Chordata, Mammalia, Chiroptera, Mormoopidae.
GCUGCCCGGGGGGCCAGCCUCUCCCCUCCCGCGGGAUGUGCUCUCUCCAGCCCCCUGCACGGCCCUUUCUCGCUCUGCUGCUUCUGGUUUCCAUCAAACAAAUUUCAGGAUCUCUCAUUCAGGAGACAACUCGAAAGUGGGCUCAGUACAAAGAGAAGUGCCUGAGAGACUUACUCAAAGAACCUUCUGGCAUAUUUUGUAAUGGAACCUUUGACCGGUUUAUAUGCUGGCCUCAUUCUUCUCCGGGAAAUGUCUCUGUUCCCUGCCCUUCAUACUUACCUGGGUGGCGUGAAGAGGACUCAGGAAGGGCCUACCGGUACUGCUUGGCUCGGGGCACUUGGCUGACGCGGGAGAAUUCCACAGUUAUUUGGCAGAAUGACUCCGAAUGCACUAAGAACCACAGCUUCAAAGAAAACGUGGAACACCAUGGCUUGCUGACAACCUUGCAGCUGCUCUACACCGUGGGCUAUUCGCUCUCCAUCGUCGCCCUCCUCCUGGCUCUCACGGUCCUCUUGUGUCUUCGAAAACUCCACUGCACACGCUACUACAUCCACAUGAACUUGUUUGCUUCUUUCAUCCUGCGAGGCGUGGCCGUGCUGGUGAAGGAUGUCAUCUCACACAACUCUUACUCCAAGAGACCCAACAGCGAGGAGGCGUGGACAUCCUUCCUGUCAGAGCUCUCCGCCGCCUCCUGCCGCGCCGCCCAGGUCCUGCUGCACUACUUCGUGGGGGCCAAUUCCUCCUGGCUCCUGGUGGAAGGCCUUUACCUCCACAAGCUGCUGGAGCCCACGUUGCUUAUUGGAAGGCGGCUGUGGCCCAGAUACCUGCUCGUGGGUUGGGCCUUCCCGCUGCUGUUCGUUGUGCCCUGGAGCAUCGCCCGUGUGCAGCUGGAGAACACAGGGUGCUGGGGAAAGAACAAGAAUAAGAAAAUCUGGUGGAUCAUCCGAGGACCCAUGCUCCUCUGUGUGGCGGUCAAUUUCCUCAUCUUCCUGAAAAUUCUCAAACUUCUCAUUUCUAAGUUCAAAGCCCAUCAAAUGUGCUUCCGAGACUAUAAAUACAGGUUGGCAAAAUCAACGCUGGUUCUCAUUCCUCUACUGGGUGUUCAUGAGAUUAUCUUCUCUUUUGUGACUGAUGAUCAAAUCGAAGGAUUUUCAAAACUUAUACGACUCUUCAUUCAGUUGACACUGAGCUCCUUCCAUGGGCUGCUUGUGGCCUUGCAGUAUUGCUUUGCCAAUGGAGAGGUGAAGGCCGAGCUGCGGCGGCACUGGGUCCGCUUCCUGCUAGCCCACCAGUCGGGCUGCAGAGCCUGGGUCCUAGAGAACUUCCGGUUCCUGGGGAUUUGUCCCAAGAAGCUCUCCAAGGGAGACGGUGCCAGGUCCCUGCAGCGGCCACAGUCCUCACCUGGUGGCGGGCAGCUCCUGCUGCUGACCACGAAGGGCCCACAGGAGCCCAGCGCCCAGUCUCAGAGGGGCCGCAGAGCCUGGCCCUGGGGCAGCAGCCUGUCCGAGAGCAGCGAGGGAGACUGCACCCUGGCCCACACCGUGGAGGAGAUUCUCGAGGAGAGCGAGACCUAG